Molecule: messenger RNA, 2754 nt
Organism: Lontra canadensis (Northern American river otter)
Lineage: Eukaryota; Metazoa; Chordata; Mammalia; Carnivora; Mustelidae
Product: KIAA1586 ortholog
Biological process (GO): protein sumoylation
Molecular function (GO): SUMO ligase activity
Source: RefSeq, a predicted model, not a curated record
CGGCGGCGGCAGCGGGAACGGCAGCGACGGCGGCGGCGGCGGCGGGGACCGCAGGAGCGGUGGUGCUGUCAGUUAGGCCGUCGGAGAAAUGGGAGACCCGGGGUCGGAGAUGAUAGAGUCUGUCCCUCCAGCUGGGCCUGAGGCAUCUGAGGCAACGCCGGAUGAAAAUGAAGAUGACAUUCAGUUUGUCAGUGAGGGACCAUCAAAACAUGUUCUUGAAUACAUUGUUCUGGUCUGUGGUGAUAAUGAAAAGCCUAGCACCUGUCAUAGCAAUAUUCUGUUCCCUAAAAUGCCAAAACGACAGGGAGAUUUUUUGCAUUUUUUAAAUGUGAAGAAGGUGAAAACAGACACAGAAAAUAAUAAUAGCAAAAAUCAUUGUGGAUUGUCUAAGUCGAAGGAAUCAGAUUUCAAAUAUGUUGAACAGCCAAUCAUUGAGGAAAAUCCAUCAUAUUCAUCCAAGGAAGAAACAGAUAAUCUUGUGCUUCCAUAUUGUUGGAAUGAAAAACAAGCAUUUAUGUUUACAGAACAGUACAAAUGGCUUGAAAUUAAAGAAGGUAAAUUAGGAUAUAAGGAUUGUUCAGUAGUUCAGCAUUUGGGAUCAAAAGCGGAAAAGCAUGUCCAUGUGUCUAAGGAAUAGAUUGCAUAUUUAGUAACCCCUAAUCACAGUAAUAAAACUACUAGACAGGCUUCUCUGCAGAAGAAAAUUAGGGAACACGAUGUUUCUAAAGCUCAUGGUAAAAUUCAGGAUUUGUUAAAGGAAUCAGUUAAUGACUCAAAUUCUGAUUGAGUGCAUAAACAAAAUAAUAAAAAUAUUGAUGCUACUGUAAAAGUUUCCAAUACUGUUUACAGUUUAGUAAAAUACAAUAGACCUUUAUCUGAUAAUGAGGGGGUAAUAGAAUUACAAGAGAAAAAUAGAGAGGUCAGCUGUUUAAAUACAUGAUACAGUGCAGCAAGAAUAGCAGAACAUAUUGGAAAAGAAAUGAAAAUGAAGAUAUUUAAGAAUAUUAUAAAAGAGAAUGCCAAAAUCUGCAUCAUAAUUGAUGAGGCAUCUACAGUUUCGAAGAAAAGCACUCUAGUGGUUUAUCUCCAGUGCACAGUUCAGUUGGCUCCCACACCAGUUAUGUUAUUUGUUGCUUUAAAAGAAUUGGUAAUUUUCAAUUGUAUUUUCAAUACAAUAUUGAGUUCUUUAAAUGAUUGUGGGUUUACUAAUGAAUAUUUGAAAGCAAAUUUAGUUGCAUUUUGUCCUGAUGGUGCUAAUACAAUUCUGGGAAGAAAAUCUCAAGUAGCUACAAGAUUGUUGGAAAAUUUCCCUAAAAUCAUUACUUGGAAUUGUUUAAACUAUCGAUUUCAGUUGUCACUUGAUGAUUCAAUAUCUGAAAUAAAACAACUAUCUUUUAAACUACUUCUUGAUAAAAUUUAUUCCACUUAUCACCACUCUAAUAAAAAUCAAAACAAGCUUUUAGAAAAUGUAGCUAAAGAUCUUGAUAUUGAAAUUAUUAAAAUUAGCCGGGUAAUGGGACCAAGAUGGGUGGCAUGUGGUUUUUAAGCUGCUACUGCUGUAUGGCGUGCAUAUCCUGUGUUAUAUAAGCAUUUUUCUAUUUACUCUGGUUUGGCAAAGAGAUUAGCUAACAUUCAUUUUUUGCAAGACCUUGCUUUAAUGAUUGACAUUCUUCAAGAAUUCACUGCAUUACUGUCCAGAUGAACUAACAUUCAGAAAGCACAAAAAUUGAUCAAAUGUACCAUAAGAGCCUUGGAAAAUUUAAAAACUGGUACUGGAAAGCAUGAGUGUCAAAUUGAAGGUUUGAUUAAGUCAGAUAAGUAAGAUAUUCCAUUUAGUAAAAAUAAUAAAUUUAAUGCUCUUCCUAAGUGUAUGUUACUAGAAAACAUAAUUGAACACAUGCAUUUACAUCUUAUAACUGACAGAAACCAUGAUGAAAGUAUUUUUAAUUAUUUUGACUUGCUAGAACCCUCUACAUGGCCUUAUGAAGAAAUGACUUCACCAUGGAUAGCUGGUGAAAAAAAAUUAUUUCAUCUAUGUGAAAUUUUAAAAUACGAAAUUGAUUUGAAUGAUUUUCGGGAAUUUGUAAAUAAUAUAAAAUCUAAUAGUGUUUCAAUUCCUACAACUAUACAAAUAGCUAAAAAGAUAGUUAACACUAUUGCCAUCAAUAAUGUUGAAGCUGAAAGAGGUUUCGAUUUCAUGAACAUAAUUCGUACAAGGGUGAGAAGUAGUUUAACAAUAGAUCACAUAUCAUAUCUAAUGACAAUAAAUUUAUUGGGGAAAUUGCAGAUUGCGAUGCAACUCCCAUUUGUAAAGUCCUGGUCAAACUGUAACCACAGAUUGGCUAAUACAAGAGUUAGGCAAAAAUCAACAAAAGCCUUCUAUGAUAAUCAGUUGGCUAUAUGGAACUUAUAAUAAAGGGUAUUAUAUGUUUUUAUCAUUUGUAAAUUGUGUGCUACACACCUUAAAAAAAUUUUUUUGAAACCCCAUUGUUAAACUUUCAUUGACACAUUUAAAAGGCAUUUUCCAAAGAGAGAAAGUUGGUUGUUUUUAGGAACUAUAUAGUUUUUUUAGAGAUUGGCCCAUGUCUACUAGAGUAGGCCAUGAUGUAUAUUAUAAGGAGUCCUGUAGAGAACAUUCAACCAUUUCCAUUUCUGCUGCCUUACUUUUAGUAAGAAUGCAAGAGUAACAACCCAGAUAAGUUCAAAACCCUGGAAAUUGUAUAAAAUAAAUGAAAAAUGGAAUAAAAAUUGCAA